This is a messenger RNA of Leucoraja erinaceus (little skate), 365 nucleotides long. Its product is annotated as adiponectin receptor protein 2-like. Gene Ontology annotation, molecular function: signaling receptor activity. Lineage: Eukaryota; Metazoa; Chordata; Chondrichthyes; Rajiformes; Rajidae. Gene Ontology annotation, cellular component: plasma membrane. The record is from RefSeq and is a predicted model, not a curated record. Gene Ontology annotation, biological process: adiponectin-activated signaling pathway.
CUGGUGUGGGAGGGCCGCUGGAGGGUGAUUCCACACGAUGUGCUGCCCGACUGGCCCCCCAACGACUUCCUCCUCCACGGACACCGGCCGCCCAUGCCCUCGUUCCGUGCGUGUUUCUACAGCCUCUUCCGCCUGCACACCGAGACCGGCAACAUCUGGACACAUCUGUUGGGCUUUGUCUUCUUCCUGGUGUUCGGGGUGGGCUACAUGCUGAGGCCCAACAUCAACUUUGUGGCCCCUGUGCAGGAGAAGGUGGUGUUCGGCAUGUUCUUCCUUGGAGCCAUCCUCUGCCUCUGCUUCUCCUGGCUUUUCCACACCGUCUACUGCCACUCCGAGAAAGUCUCACGCACCUUCUCCAAGUGAGU